UUACUAGUGUUCUAUUUUUCAACCAAACCCCCUCCCCUCUUUACGCCCCAAGCUUUCAACUCCCACUUAUAUUUCUUACCACUUUUUAAGCUCAUUUUCUAACAAUAAUAGUUCUACCUAAACCGCCGUACGCCGCCGCUUCUUCCGCCUACAGAAGAUGGAGCAAAAGCUGCGAAUGGAGAUAGACCAGAUGCCACCACGUGGAGCUCACCAUAGGCGGGCCCAUUCCGACACAACUUUCCGUUUCGAUGAUCUUCUCCUCUUCGACCCCUCGGACCUCGAUCUUUCCUGCCUUGACCUUCCGGAUUCCUCUUCCAAUCCCAGUCUGCCACCUGUUGCACCCGUACCUGCUGAAUCCUCCGAUGACUCCUCAUGCAACGGCCCUCCUCGCUCCACCCUCAAUAACCCUAGGCAUAUCCGUAGCCUUUCUGUUGACUCCGAUUUCUUUGACGGACUCGGGUUGACUGGACCCGCGAUCUCCGGAGGAGCUGGGGAUGAGAAAUUUGGCGGGAAAAGAGGUGCAGGAGAGAAGAGGGUUCACCAUCGACAUAGUAACUCGAUGGAUGGUUCGACUACGGCAUCGUUUGACGUUGAGUCCUUGAUGGCCGUUGAUGGUGUUAAGAAAACUAUGGCUCCUGAUAGACUUGCUGAGCUUGCCCUUAUCGAUCCCAAGAGAGCUAAAAGGAUUCUGGCUAACAGGCAAUCAGCUGCGCGUUCAAAGGAGAGGAAGAUUCGAUACACGAAUGAACUAGAGAAGAAGGUUCAGACUCUUCAGACAGAAGCUACCAAUCUCUCCGCACAGGUCACAAUGUUACAGAGAGACACUACUGGGUUGACUACUGAGAACAAGGAACUGAAACUACGGCUACAGGCUAUGGAGCAACAAGCGCAGCUUAGGGAUGCUUUGAAUGAAAAAUUGAAGGAAGAAGUGCAACGGCUUAGGAUACAAGCUGGUCAAGUGUCUGCUAUGAAUGGAAAUCCUUUCAAUAGAGGACUAUCUCCUCAAUAUUCAACCCACCAACCUGCUCCACAUCACUUUGGCGUCCUGCAGACACCGCAACAACAACAACAACAACAGCAGCAGCAGCUGCAGAUGCCUCAUUCAUCCGCCAAUAACCCGACUUUGAACGGACAGCCUCAACCUCGCUUUAUGGAUUUUAACCAGAGGGCAUAGUUUCAUGUUGGAAGGAAAUGCUUGUAAAGCAUAAGAAAAUCCAAUCACUGUAAGCAUCUUGUACAUAGAAAUAUGUGGUAUGCAUUGCAGGUUCUGGGAUUAGUCCCUUUUUUAUCUGUUUCUCACAUGGCUUUAUCACCAUUAGAGUAGAGAAAUGAAUUGAAAUGUGUUGGUUAUAGAGAUUAGGUUCUAAUUAUAUAGCAUAAAUGAUGGGUAGAUGAUUGUUGUUGUAACAAAUCGUAAUAUUUAUAGAAUAAUAAUAUAAUUAUUCCUUGGAGUUGGUAUAUUAA
Messenger RNA from Gossypium raimondii (Peruvian cotton), 1464 nucleotides. RefSeq names its product transcription factor VIP1-like. Bases 158 to 1174 code for a protein of 338 amino acids. Gene Ontology annotation, molecular function: DNA-binding transcription factor activity. Gene Ontology annotation, biological process: regulation of DNA-templated transcription. NCBI's taxonomy places the organism in Eukaryota, Viridiplantae, Streptophyta, Magnoliopsida, Malvales, Malvaceae. The record is from RefSeq and is a predicted model, not a curated record. The transcript is spliced from 4 exons. Gene Ontology annotation, cellular component: nucleus.